AUGGGUUUUGCAGAAGAGUUGAAGUUGUCUAUAGGGAUUGAGGGUGUUGAGAAAUUUAAGAAUAUAAUUUUUGGUCCAUAUCUCAACAUUCCUAAUUGCAAUUACCAAGGGCAAAUAACAAAGUGUUUGUUGCUACUUGAGCUGGAGCAGGAUAAUAUAGAUGAGCUCCAUAUUCGUCAUGCUAGCGGAAAUAUUUUGCAUUUCACUAUCAAAGAAUUUGCCAUCAUUACCGGCCUGAAAUGCACAGGAGAUGUUAAUGAAUUUAAAUAUCCUGAUUCCCGUCACAGCAGAUUGAUUCAAAGAUAUUUUCCUGAUUCACAAAACAUUCUUGGUGAUGCAAAUAUACUUAUCCAUCAUUUCUAUAUGGUUGAAGACGGAAGGUAUCAACAGUAUCCAUGGGGACAGAUUGCAUUCUCAAAAUUGAUGAAAUCUCUAAGACAAGAGUUCACCAAAGAAAAGAAGAUGUAUCGAUUAGCCGGCUCCUCUUCUCAAGCAGCUAGUGUUGCUCCUAGUUCUUCCCGGUCCACACCACAGUUAGGAGCGACGGUUGUCCCGAUGGCCAGAGUGCAAAAGUUAAAGGCGCAGAUGGCCAAACUGCUGCAUCACAUCCAGCCAUGGAUGCAAAAGUCGAUUGCCGAGUCCGAAGCUAGAAUGGAGCGCAUGAUGGAGGGGAUGAUGGACUGUAAGGUCCUGACGUUUUUAAGGAGAUCAAGACGUAUUUCAACUACACCACCUCAAAAGAGGAGAAAGAAUGCUCAUCCUGCCAAACCAGAUGUUAUUGAUGUUAAUCAACCUGAACAAUCGGCUGUGCAAUCAAACAAAAACAGUCCAAUUCCAGUUUCAAAUGUUAAUGUACCUGAUGUUCAUGUUCCUUCACUAGAUCCUAAAGAACCAACAGACAGAUCAUGGAUUAAACAUGUUAAGAAAUACCGGAAGAAAUAUAAUAUUUUUGGCAUAUCUACGAGUCCUACCAUGCCAGAGUUCAAUCAAGAAGAUGAUGUUGUGCGUCCACCUACCACUAACCAGCUGUUUGAUAAACGGAGUUCACCUAUUGCGAUGGACGUGCUCGACAAUGAUCGAUUUGAGGUAGAUGUUGUUGAGGAUCAAGAACAAAAUCUUAUUCCUGAACCAAAGAUUGUAGAAGAUGUUGAUACUUGUAAGGAAAAAGAAGGUAGGAAGGAUGUAUCAGAUCUUCCACACACAACAGAAGUCCAUGAUGAAGAAGAUGUACCAAUUGGAGGCUCCAAAACAUUUCAUCAAGUAAUGUUGGAUGAACAUGAUGUUGAUAAAGUGCAAGAUAAUGUCAUAAAAUCUGAUAAAUCGGGUUCAACAAAUUCGAAUUUAGUAUCAGUUGAUACUCAAGAAGCAGUAGAUACACUUAAUGGCAUUCACUCUCCUAUGGAUGCUCAGCCACAGCAAAUUGUCACUCCCCAACAACGUACUGAUACACAUAAUUUGAGAUCGGGCAACCUGUUACCCAUGGAUACAAACGUAAAUGAAACAGCGGUGCAUGAAGUGUCAAAGAUCAUUGUUCAAAUAUUGAGACUGUCAUCAAAGAUCUUUCGAUCACCAUACGUGACUAUAUUUGGGUCUAGCGACAAAGGCAAAGAGAAAGUUGAUUCAGAGUUACACAUUCGUCCAAAUCACCCAUUUGAAGGUUGUGUUAUUAUUUUCCAACCUCCAUCUGUUUUUCUUGAUCAGUACCAUCAGUGGUUAUCAAAGGGCCUUCUUAAAACACAUGACAAGAAGUAA
Molecule: messenger RNA, 1752 nt
Organism: Solanum stenotomum
Lineage: Eukaryota; Viridiplantae; Streptophyta; Magnoliopsida; Solanales; Solanaceae
Exons: 8
Coding region: 1-1752 (583 amino acids)
Source: RefSeq, a predicted model, not a curated record